AUGGCUUACCUUCUUGAACAUGGUUUCACAAGAGGACAAGCUGGUAGAACUCUUUUCUUAAGAAAAAUUGGUAAACAACUUCUUAUUGCUCAAAUCUAUAUAGAUGACAUUGUGUUUGGAGCAACUCUUGACUCGCUUUCUUAUGGAUUUGCUAAUGAAAUGAAAUAUGAAUUUGAAAUGAGUAUGAUUGGUGAACUGAAUUUCAUUUUGGGCAUUCAAGUUAAACAAACAAAUGAGGGCAUUUUCAUUUCUCAAUCUAAGUAUGCUAAAGAUUUUGUUAAGAAGUUUGGAAUGGAAGGAAAGACUCAUGCUCGUACUCCUAUGAGCACUUCAAUAAAAAUCAGAACAAAUCCUACAGGUAAGAACAUUGAUCCUACACUUUAUAGAAAUAUGAUAGGGAGUUUGCUGUAUAUUACAGCAAGUAGACCCGAUAUUACCUUUAGCGUUGGUGUAUGUGCUAGAUUUCAUGCUAAUCCUAAGGAAUCACAUCUCACUGCAGUAAAAAGAAUUCUAAAAUAUCUAAGUGCUACUGUAGAUUAUGGGAUUUGGUAUUCUAAAGAUUCUAACUUGACUCUAGUUGGAUAUUCGGAUGCUGAUUGGGUUGAGAGUGCAAAUGACAGAAAAAGCACAUCAGGAUGUCGCUUUUAUAUAGGUGGAAAUCUGGUUGUAUGGAUGAGUAAAAAGCAAAAUUCCAUUUCCUUAUCUACUGCUGAAGCCGAGUACAUCGCAAAAUGA
This is a messenger RNA of Juglans microcarpa x Juglans regia, 735 nucleotides long. RefSeq lists its product as uncharacterized. The coding region runs from base 1 to 735 and encodes 244 amino acids. Lineage: Eukaryota; Viridiplantae; Streptophyta; Magnoliopsida; Fagales; Juglandaceae. The transcript has a single exon. The record is from RefSeq and is a predicted model, not a curated record.